UCCUUAAUUGCGCUCACCUCGAACCAUUUCCUUUUGCUGCUCAGCCGAGUUGGUACGAUUCCUCUCGACGAUGUCUUCGGAUACCUCUUGUAUACCCAACACACGCCAGGUGCUAUUUUCAAGCAACUAUAACCAGUGAGGUCCUUUCGCUUCGAGUGGAAUAUUAAAGUGUAACGGUCCCUCAGGUACAUUACAUUGUGUUUAUUUGGUGCAAAGUGGUUCAAAUUUGACUCAUCCUGGAUUAUAAACCUGUUGUUGAUACCGUGUACGGAAGCGGGCAUGAGCUAUCUAAAUCUGGACCGCAAUCUAACGCACUGGUUCAGACACCUCCGACUUAUCGCAUGCCACCCGUUCCUCCAUUUGCUGAAACUGCCAUACCUGGAUCGACUGUAGCAUUUUCUCCUUCCGCUCAACUCUACACGCAUUCCAACAAAUUUCCGAUUGAACGACAAAUAACACUAUCCAGUACCGAAAAAAACUUCAAAAUACCAAUUUUGAACGAUCUCAAGAAGAGAAGCAAAGGAGCGGUAAUAGCGCCAGACGCACCUCCGAAACGACUUACCGCCUGGACACGCCAAGAACCAAUGCAGCCCCAUUCGAUUUAUCCUGAUCAGACACAUGCAAUUCAACCGCAAACAAUUCAACAAACACCUGAUCCAAUAAUUUAUCGAGCGUCGUAUAUUCCGGAAGUAGAAUUGUAUGGAAAUCAUACUGCUGCGAGAGAAACUCAAAAGUCAAUUCAACAAACCAAUGAAUAUCAAUUGCCGGAGCAGCCACAUCAGCCUUUGUAUCAAACACCUCAAAAACGAGAUGGAACGGAACAAGAGGAAAAGUUAACUCCAAAAAACUCGAGAGGGGUAACAAAAACGUACCACACAUUAAAGGACAUUAUUUCCGGAAAAUUUCGCGGAAAGGACGUGGAUAAACAGGACAAUGCCGGUUUAAACAAUACUCCAGAAAUAAUGAAGAAACCCCUGGACAAUGUCGUGCUUGAAAUGGACCCAACUCGACUGGGUGCUGGACAAGCUUAUCCGACCGCAUCCGAGCCACAUCAAUAUAAUCAGCAUGUUGUUCAACAAAAUAUUGUACAGCCAUCGCAUCAGUACUACACUCAACAGCUGCGAAAUCAGCAGCAAUAUUCUCAUUUAAUUCAACCCAGAACGCAGGAUGCAUUCAAACAUAGGCCUGAUGAUCAAAUGCAAUAUCAAGCUUAUGGAAAUAAAGCUUUCCUUGGCUCUCCCGUUCAAGCAGGCCACCAGUUCCAAAAACCUGCGGAUGGUUUCCAAACUCCAGAGAACGAAGCGCAGAUAAAGGCAGAUUUUCAAAAUCAUGCUGCUGCAGCUGCAGCUUUCGAACGAAGAAGUGCCCAGCAGAUCGAAAGGGAUCAUUUAAAGCAAAUUAACUUGGAGACAAGGCGUACCCUUUCACAUCCCCAUUUACUAUUAGAUGGAGAAGGGCAUGAUGCAAAUAAUGGAAGUCAUCAAAAGCCAGUCAACGCUCGUCGCGGUUCUCUAGGCAACAUUUUAGACCCCAAUAUGAUGCUACCAAAUCAUCAUAACUCUUCAAGUCAGGACCAUGGAAAAGAAAGUGACGAUGGCGGUUUUCUGAAUCGAAAUGGACCAAAAGUUAAAUACGCCAAUCAACCAAUAGAGCAAAAAGGUUUCAAUGUUCAAGGCGCUGUUCACGAAAUCAAUAAAGGCAGAGUAAUUGAAUCGGCACAAGUCGAAUUAAAAAGGAGAGCGGAAAAUGAUGGGGGUGAAAAGGAACGCGGAUCUUCCAAUAUAGACUCUGGCAGAGGAAGUGCUGCUUAUAGCAGUGGAAGACGCCCUCCAUUAGACGAUGUUACGGAUACUGCCCGAACAUCACCAAGGGAUUAUGAAGAAGUUAACGAACAAGAAAAUGACUCGGAAUGGGUUGACAUAGUCGAAAAAGAGCUGAGACAUAUCCUGGAACCGAAACUUUUAGAGUUAUCGAUGCAAGGUAAUCAUGGAAUUACCCGAUCUGCUCUAAGUGGCAGCAUUUCGUCAAUUACUCCGCCUCUUCCACCCUUAUCGGGAGGUGAUAAUUUAUCACCCACAAUUACGCCAAAGCCAGGAGGAAAAUUUAAGGGGUUUCCACGAGAUAGAGGUUUUGACUGUAAAGGCAGGCUACAUUCCAGGGACAUUGAUGAGAGUACAAAGACCAAUAAAUAUUCCAAUAAAAUUGAUUACCAUACAGCGCUUAGAGGCAAACAAAUUUUUGGUUUAGACAGUACUGAUUUUACCUCAACCACAACAAGAUCGCUUGACCUAGAAUCAAUUUUGGAUGGUCAAAGUGAUUCCGAUGCUAAUUUGAGCGUAGCAGAUACCAAAGCCAUCAGGAAACAACUGGAAGGACUGGAAAACAUGUAUUCGGAAGUAUUGAAAUUCUUGGGAGUUAAUAAACGAGUUACUCCUGGUAGAUAUCAACCGUCAGAUCCCAGAAUUCACAAAAAAAGACAUGGAAGUAUGUCAUCGCUACCAUCAUCAUCCGUGAGUUCAGUAAGAAGAGAUCGCCGGUACGUACGCGGUGGUGUGCCAGAAGAUAGAAGAAGAGGCCGCGAACCACGUACAACCGCACGCCGAUUCCAAAGGCUAGAAGCUCAUGUAGUUACUCUAGCAAGAAGUGUGGCUCAUCUAUCAAGCGAGAUGAGAACACAACAUUUGGUAGUCCAAGAGAUUGAGUCAGUGCGACAAGAAGUUGCUGCUUUGCGAGCGCAAACAAACAUGCUCAAUAUCAGAUCUCAAUCUGCCCGACCCGUAACUAGUUUAGAGCUACCCUCAUUGGCAAAUCCAUCAAGAGUAAAAAAAUUGACGAAGUUUUUUGGAGAUGAACCACCUUUACUAAGACUAUUUUUGCGGAAAUUAGGGUAUGAGAAAUACGCGAAUGCUUUUGAAAAUGAAAAAAUUGGAAUGGUUGAGCUGCCCUAUUUAACAGAGGAACGGUUGCAAAAAAUGGGAGUCCCGCUUGGACCAAGACUCAGGAUAAUGCAAGAAGCCCAAAUAUCUGUAUAUAAAGACAACACAUUAUGUAUUGUAUAAAAUAUUUACAUUUUCAUGUUUCUGUGAACAAGCAAUAUAUAUUUUUAAAUGACAUGAAUCUCUCCUCAAGCAGCUUAAGAUUUAUAACUAGCUGGCACCAAAUAAAAAAAGUAAAUAUUUUUCUAGAUACCAUGGAGCUUUAUUUUUUAUUAAACCUAUUUCACAACAUACACUGAAAUAAUAACAACUUGACAAUUGUUGCUUAAUUUGCAAGUAUAAUAUACAGCUACGUUGUAUUGUAUUGAAGGAGAUUAAUACUCAUUUUAAUGCAAAUUUUAGUUACAAAGCGAAAUUCUAGUUAUUUUUUCAGUUAAUUGUGUAUUAACUUUUAGCAACUUUUUUCUGUGUAUUUGUAAAAUUUGCAGCCAAUCUGCUUUGCAAUUGGCAAAAUUGCAAUUCCGUUGAAUAAAACAAUGAUUUACGCAUAUUUCAACUGA
This is a messenger RNA of Dendroctonus ponderosae (mountain pine beetle), 3496 nucleotides long. RefSeq lists its product as uncharacterized. The transcript is spliced from 17 exons. Lineage: Eukaryota; Metazoa; Arthropoda; Insecta; Coleoptera; Curculionidae. The record is from RefSeq and is a predicted model, not a curated record. Gene Ontology annotation, molecular function: protein binding. The coding region runs from base 342 to 3059 and encodes 905 amino acids.